This is a messenger RNA of Cyclospora cayetanensis, 1341 nucleotides long. Its product is annotated as probable elongation factor 1-gamma 1. Gene Ontology annotation, molecular function: translation elongation factor activity. The coding region runs from base 1 to 1341 and encodes 446 amino acids. Gene Ontology annotation, cellular component: cytoplasm; nucleus. Lineage: Eukaryota; Apicomplexa; Conoidasida; Eucoccidiorida; Eimeriidae. The record is from RefSeq and is a predicted model, not a curated record. Gene Ontology annotation, biological process: translational elongation. The transcript has 3 exons.
AUGCAAACUUCCCGUCUCCCUGCGAUAGCAUGCCUACAUGCCCGUCAAUUUCAAACAGACUACGCGCUACACACAGUGCCUUCGAAUGAACCUCUGAAUUUACCUGUCUUAAUAAAACGCACUGCUUUCGCAGACCCCGAUUUGUUGUGUGACAAGACGGGGGCUCGCAGUUAUCUGCUUUGCCCCAAGGAUGAGUUGUCCUGCCAGAAGGUCUUGAUGACUGCUACAUUUGCGAAUGUCAAAGUUGAAACCCCGGCUUUUGUGAUGGGCAAAGAUGACAAAAAGGAGUGCUUUAAGAGCAAAUACCCGUUUUUCCGCUUGCCGAUAUUGGAGACUGGGGAGGGGCCAAGCCUCAUGGGCUCCAACACAGUCUGUCGCUUCCUUGCACGAAUGAGGAACGACAAGCGCCUCUACGGGGAAACGCUGCAGCAUUCAGCAGAGGUGGAUAUGUGGCUAGACUUCUGCGCAAACGAGCUAGAGGUUCCUCUACUUGCGUGGGCAGCUCAGAGCUGCGUUGCCAACAAGGCCAAGACCGAUGUAACCAUCGCUCUCCGGGCAAUGAAUGAACAUCUGAAGCUCCGAACGUACAUGGUUGGAGAGAGAAUUACAAUUGCAGAUCUUUGCCUAUGCGUUGUUGUUUGCUUUGCGACGUCGAAAUUCGGUUGUGACCUUGUUAAGCCCUAUCUUGAGGUUUCACGUUGGAUGGAAACCAUCUGCAAUCAAAAGCCCUACAAAAAUAUCUGCCCGACCACUAGCAACAAGCCCUGUGUGGCUUCGAGCUCUGCUCAAGCCGCGAAGCUGGAUGAUGACGGGAAGAAAGCUGAGGCUGCGGAAGAAGUCCCCCCGCCACCCAAGCCAAAGUGUGAGUUGGAUCAUCUUCCACCUUCCUCGCUUGAUCUGAACGAAUGGAAACGCGUGUACUCUAAUACCAAGGAUCUAAAAGGUCAGGCUAUGCCCUGGCUGUGGAAGAACUUCGACGCCGCUGGAUACUGCUUCUACUACAUGAAGUACGAAAAACUCGAAGGAGAAUGCACCGUUCCUUUCCUCACAUCUAACCAGCUUGGAGGUUUUCUUCAGCGUGUUGACAACAACUUCCGUAAAUAUUCGUUUGGAGUCAUUAAUGUCGUUGGCAAGGAUUCUAGCUACGAUAUCCAAGGCGUUUGGAUGUUUAGAGGCCAAGAUAUCCCUCAGAUGAUGAAGGAGCAUCCAUCCUUUGAGUACAAUCUAUGGAAAAGGCUGGACCACACAACUACUGCAGACAAAGCCCUUAUUGAGGACUACUUCUGCAACGAGGAUGAAGUUGAGAAGACCCCAAUUGCCGACAGCAAAGUCUGGAAGUAA